Messenger RNA from Lactuca virosa, 1745 nucleotides. Lineage: Eukaryota; Viridiplantae; Streptophyta; Magnoliopsida; Asterales; Asteraceae. The record is from the annotation of a GenBank genome assembly.
AUUAUAAUCGAACAUGGCCAUUAAUGGAGGUAGAGUAAACCCCCCUUCUCACACAAACAAACAAACACAGAUUUCGUUUGUUUUUUGUCAUCAUUUGAACUCUCUUCUUUUUGAAUUUGCUUGCCAUUCACUCAUUAUUCGUCACAGUAUCAUUCCUUCUCCUUUCUUGUACACAUCAAACUGAUUUGAUGUUUUGACUCGUCCAAUCAAAACUACCAUACUUUUGGAUCUGAUUGGCGCGCUUAAUUGAUUUCGUAUACUGUUGGUAGAAUCGUAUCAAUUUGGACCUGAGAUUCGAUUGCAAUAUGUGAUUCCAACGUAAAUUUGGCAAUUUGUGAUUCGAGAAACGAUUAUCGUGGACCAUAAGUUAGGGUUUACAUGAAGCUACGAAUGUAGAAGUAUAUGCAAAUGCAACAGCAGCUGCAAUCGAGUACUGAUACAGCUGAAGUUUGGAAGGAGAGGUGUGAUCAUAUGUAUCAGCUGCGGCGGCCUGAGCCGGAGAUGGAGCCAAAGAGUCGGAAAGUUCCGGUGAUUUACUAUCUCUGCCGAAAUCGACAACUUGAGCAUCCACACUUCAUUGAAGUCCCUCUCGUUUCACCAAAUGGCCUUUACUUGAGAGAUGUAAUUGAAAAAUUCGAUGCUCUGAGAGGGAAAGGCAUGUCUUCAAUGUAUUCAUGGUCUUCCAAAAGAAACUACAAGAAUGCAUUUGUGUGGAAUGAUCUUAGUGAAGAUGACUUGAUUUUUCCCGCUCAUGGUAACGAAUACGUUCUCAAAGGCUCCGAACUUAUUAGGGAAGAAAACAAUCCAGGUCGUUUUGCUCCUAAAUUGCAAAAUUCAAAACAAGAUGACUGUUCAUCUUCAACAAAAUACAAGAUCUACAAGAGUCAUGAUAUUACUGAUGCUUCAACUCAAACGGAUGAAUUCGUAAAAGUUCAAAAACCUCAAGAAAUUUUCACAAGAAGCAUAGAGUCAUUAAUCAAUGACUCUCCUCUUAAACAUAUCCAGACACAUUCAUCCCCUCCAUCUUCUUCCUGUUCAUCUGCCGGAAAGGCCGACACCUUGGAAUCUCUGAUCAGAGCCGAUGUAAAUAAGCUUUACAGCUCCGUCAAACUUGAAGAAGAACAACAGAGUCAAAUCCCGGUCAACACAAAGCUUAGAGCUUCGAAUAAGCUCCUGCAACUAAUCUCCUGUGGGACACUUUCAUCAGAAGACGACAACUUUUGCAGAAUCUCAUCUUUCAGAUCGAGGUCAUUAGAUUCAAAGUAUCGAUCUGGUUUACUCUCAUCAUCUGUAAUGUUGGGGGAGCUUGAGUGUUCAUCAGAAAAUAAGGAUUACUUAUUGCUCAAGAAAGAAGCCAUGGGUUGCCUAAAACGAUCUUCUUCCUACGCUGCUAACAGGAUCAAUAAGAGAGAUUCAUUUCUAACAAGGACAAAAUGCAAGAAACAAUCCAAGAGAAUGGAAUCAUUCAGAGAGAAUAAAGAGAAUGUCAUCAAAAUCGAAGAAAGCUUGCUUCAGGAGCUCGAGUCAUCAUAACUUCAUAAGCACCUUAUGAUAACAAAGGUUAGUAAUUGUAUGGCUAUUAUUCAAGAUGGAAUAAUUGUUUUGGUUUCAUUGGGGGUAUUUUGGCAAAUUGGUUCUUCAUAUUUGAAAGAGAAAGUGAGCCAAAGUACACUUCAGUGAUGGGUUCAUGUACACAAAUAGGGUCACCUCUGUUUUUGGGUCUUUCUUUGCAUUUUACAACAAUG